AGAACUAAGUAUGACAUGCCCCACCUCCAUUCCCUAGUUCAUGGCCUGGAGCCAGACCCUGUUAACUGUACAUGGCCACAAAUCAAAUUCAGUCUUCCUGAGGUCAUAGUGCCUCUUGGAGAGAAGAAUGCCUCUUUCCAAGUGACUUCUCAAAAUGUUGGACAAGUGACUGUUUAUCUACAUGGAAAUCAUUCCAACCAGACCUGCCCCAGGAUUCGGUUCUUGGUGAUACACAGCAAAAUCAUUAGCAUCAUAAACCAGGUGAUUGGCUGGAUCUACUUCAUGGCCUGGUCCGUCUCCUUCUACCCACAGGUGAUCCAGAACUGGAGGCGGAAAAGUGUCGUUGGUCUCAGCUUUGACUUCCUAGCCCUGAACUUGACAGGCUUCGUGGCCUACAGCGUUUUCAACAUUGGUCUUUUGUGGGUGCCCUGCAUCCAGGAGCAGUUUCUCCUCAAAUACCCCAACGGUGUGAACCCUGUCAACAGCAAUGACGUCUUCUUCAGCCUGCAUGCAGUUUUCCUCACCCUAAUUGUCAUCCUGCAGUGCUGCCUGUAUGAGGUAAGCGAUGAGGUCUGGUGACCUGGCCUGCCACUGAUGUCCCCCACCCCACUCUACCCACAUGACCUAAAGGGAUGGUGACAUGAUGGCCCCCAGCCUUCUGUGGCUGAGUGGAUUGGGGUGGACUUUCCUAUCCUGUCCCUGGCUUAACUGAGGGAGUAUAUCAGGAAAAUAGUGUUUUCAUGGGCCAAGGUUGAGUGAGGUUUUUGGUAAAGGGGAAGGCAAGGUCAUUCACCAUGGCGUGAGGGAGGCUGUGAGGUGAUGGGAAUGGCCAGGGUGAGUGUUGCCUGUGGGGAGCCAACUCCUGGGAGGUCAGGAGGAACCAGGAUUUGGCUCUGUUGCUGAAAAGCUACCUGGGGUCUCAGCCUUGGACAAGGCAUGUGUUAAAAAAUCCCAGUGUUAGCGGGUGGUGGUGGCAGCGCACCCACCUUUAAUC
Molecule: messenger RNA, 994 nt
Organism: Cricetulus griseus (Chinese hamster)
Lineage: Eukaryota; Metazoa; Chordata; Mammalia; Rodentia; Cricetidae
Source: RefSeq, a predicted model, not a curated record